This is a messenger RNA of Protopolystoma xenopodis, 351 nucleotides long. The record is from the annotation of a GenBank genome assembly. NCBI's taxonomy places the organism in Eukaryota, Metazoa, Platyhelminthes, Monogenea, Polystomatidea, Polystomatidae.
AUGUGGUUGGUAUUAUAUCCAAAGGUCUCUUUGAGCUUCCGACCACAUGUGUGGCCAGUCUCAGCGAUGCCAAGACUUGCCGAUCUUUCGGGAAUAGGGUGGAUGCAGAUAGAAGUCUGCUGGCUAGACAAGUGGUUUGAAUUGUGCUGCAUAGUUAUCGGUGGCAAAAUCGAGUUUAACAUAGAUGAACUCAUCAAAUUCAUCUUAUUUGAAGCAGAUUCGCUCAAUGUGGCGGUUAUUGAGGUAUCAAUAGGAAAUGAUAUUGAUUUGGGAGGUGGUGCUGAUGACGAUGAAAUGAAUGCUGUGCCAAAAUUCAUGAUAUUUGAAUUCGAUUGGGAAGAAGAAGAGUAA